Molecule: messenger RNA, 2427 nt
Organism: Prorocentrum cordatum
Lineage: Eukaryota; Dinophyceae; Prorocentrales; Prorocentraceae
Source: the annotation of a GenBank genome assembly
AUGGCUGCUCAGCAAUCGGCCACGCGCUUUGUCGAAUUCCCGACGUACGAGAGGCGCCAUCCCACUUUAAGUGGGAGGCUUCUUGUGGACCAGUUCGAGGUGGACUACAUCGUCGCUCGCAACACGCAGCUUCAUUUCUGCGACGACGCCGGGGCCGAAUUGUUGAGGCCCCACGAGAACAACAACCGGUUUCAAAAUGCGGUCAGCCGCAAGUACUUGAAGUCCAUUACUACCGAGGGCUUAAUCCCUGAUGUUCGCAGCGCCCCAGUCGCCAUCGUCGACGAGGCUCGCAGGGCUUCGGUCACUGGGAAUCACACGCCCUACCUCAUGGUGGGCUACAACACGCUGAGCCAGAGCGUGUACGCAGCCCAGAGGAAGGAGCCCGGCAACCCGUUCGUGGUCGCCUCCGUGCGCGGCGGCAUCCGCGGCGCCAUCAUUUUGGACAGCAGGACCCCGAAGGACGCCUUGAAGUUUUACAGGGACCUUCACAACCGUUUCCACGGCGGAGUCGGCAUCUCGGUCUUGGAGCUCAUGGACACGCUGGACGAUACUGGGGAGAACACGUUUGACAAGCAGCACUGGAGGUUCAUCAAAAAGGAGUUCCCCGGCAAGUGGGAUUUUUGGGACACGUACGAGAGGAUGCGCGCUUUCAAGUGGGGGAUCAAACGGAUCGGGUGCCUCGAGCACUUCACAGAGAUGCUGGGCAACAGUUGCGAUUUUACCUUGAUGGUGAACAUGAAAUUGUCCGACCUGAUAUGGUUGUUCCACACGGUGUACAGCACCAUCACUCUGAACUUCGAGAACAGCUUGACCGCAGAGUAUGUCAGUCUCGCUAUGAUGUGCGCGCUGGAGUUCACAGUUCCCCUGGAUAAAGCUGACGACGUCGGCUAUGUCGCACCUCUGGAGCUGAACUGCUCUUCGGAGACCCAGGCCAAGCUCGGCAGCAAGAUCAACAACCUGUUGGCGCCAAUGAAACUGAGCCUCUUGUACAAGAAGUCGGCGAAGCGCAAGGCCGAGGAUGCUGAGGGGGACGAUGCUGGCGACGCUGAUGGCCACGACGCCCCUGCGCCCAAGAAAGCCAAGGCCAAGGGCGCCGCUGGCAAGAGCAAGGCCAAACCAAAAGCAAAGGCUGCGUCGAAAGCUGCGUCGCAGAAACAGGAGAUGGAAAAGAAGAUCCAGGCAGCCCUCGCUACGACGAACCCCGUGGCGACGCUGAAGGCGGCGAAGAGGGCGGCGGAUGCGGAGACGGCUGCCCAGUCUGCUGCGUCGGAGUCCGCCACCGGCGCAGCGGUGGUGGCCGCGACGGCCAAGCCCAAGGCUUGGGGGCGGCCUGGUGGCAAGAAGAAGCUCGAGGACUGCCCCGAUGAGGUCUUCCCGGCGGACAGGGCUGACGGGACCCCGACCUUGUUCUUGGACGACGUCUUCAUUGCGAUGGAGUUUGCUUCGCGCGGCAUGGUCGCGCUCAUCAAAGACGAGGACAAGAAGGCGAUGGUCUCUCUCGCACUCCAGUUUGCAUUCAGCGGGUCGCUGGACAUCUCUGGCGGGUCGUACGCAGCAUGGAGCAAGCUUCGACCACAACUUCAGGCGGCUCUGAGGAAGUCUCGCCCUGAGGGCAGCUCGCCUGCCAUCGCCAGCAUGUUCGCCACCGUGCUUGGGCAGCAUGGCUCUCCAAGUCCAAGCGGAGCGAGCUCUUCAGCUCCAGGGGCAGAGGCGAGCGAGGGGGCGCGCAUGGCGAAGCUGCAGUCGUUCGACGACCAGGUGUCAGCGCAGCCCCAGGUCAAGGAUGGCAUCAAGAAGUUCCUUGAGCAACAGCAGUCGAACGUCCCGGCGAAGUUCCACAGAAUCGUUGCCAUCGCGUCCGACGACAUCUUCCAGGCCCACUUGGCGGAGCAGCUCGGCAAGAAGUUGAGCAAUGCGCAGAACGUCGAUCAGUUUGCCAAGGUGAUCCUCACUUCCAUCAUCGAGAAGCUGGACGAGGACAUCCCGCGCAAGUGGAUCGAUAUUGUCAUGCAAGGUGCGACGCUCUGGAAGAGCAUGAAGCAGUUCCCUGGCGCCAUGAAGGAUAUCUUUGGGGAGGGUGAGAAGGUUGAGCCUUUCUUGAAACUGCGCGCCGAGUACGCGGUCGCUAUCUUGAGCAAGACCUACGGAGACGCAGAGUCCUUCGGCGACGCGCACAGCAGGCAGGCGAUGUCCUGGAUCAGCGGCAGCCCUGGUGCCUUGAAUGACUUGGCCACUCUGGACUGCCAGGUGACUGGUGCGAAGUGGGUUGACAUUUGGGCUCAUCUGCUCAAGACGGCGAAGGACGCGUCCCGGGAGAUCUCUUUGGCGGUGUUCACUGACAAGAGCGCUGAGAAAGCGGAGGCCGCCUGGGCGUCCGCGGUGAAGACGAUCACGGACGAGCUCGCUGCGGCCUCUGUGGCAGCCGAG